UCUGGGGUUUUUUUUUGUUUUUUUUUUGUACACUUUGAAAUAGCACGUAGUCUUUUCCGGACCAGUGACGCUUUAUUUCUAUUGUCUCUCAAUACGCACAUGCUCGAUUUCACUUACAAACAUUUAACAUGUGGGUGAUUAAUUAUUUCACAGAAGGGACGAUAUAUUUUUAAGGUAAGAGGCAAAAAAAAAGAUCUUGUAUUAAGAUAAAAUAUGGUAUGGGGAUUUCUCCACGUGUUUCUGAACGGUUAUGUAAUCGUCCUUCAAAAAUGUUCUCUUUUUUUUCUUUCUUUUUUUUAUUCUGUAGUAUCAUUGCAAAAUGUCGAUAACAACGAAUGUCCCUGAUGAGAAAAGGACAUUUUUAAACAAGCUACACCGUCUUCGUGGGGACUUAGAAUCCUACAUGCUCAGAAUAGACGCACCUUAUCAUGACGUCACAGAGACAGACAAACGGCGAUACUGUGUCGUCGUCAUCGAGUUGUUGGAGUUUGCAGUGAAAAGGGCGGAGAAUCUUCCCACAGAAAUUUCCUUUCAACAUUUGCCAACUUGGAACAAUCUACAUAAAGAGAACAGGAGUUUAAAGAAACAGCUGCAUACCCUGAACACUGAGCAGAUGCGACUAUCGGUGUUGCUGGAAUCUGCUAAUAGAAAUCUUAGAGAACUACAUGAGACAGAUUCACAAACAACAACGACAGAAGACACUCACGAGGACCUGAGAAGUGGCGUGCUUCUGUCCAGAGAACUGGACGCCGCUUACAAAUCUCUCUUCCCUAUAGAAGAAGUGUCAUCAAGAAUGGAAAAAGAUUCCACCCCAACGGAAAUAACAAACACAAAGCCGACUGCGAGGGCGGCAUUAAAGACCGACGGCAACGUUCAAGUAGUUUCCUUCAGAGGAUACCCUGCCGACAAACCGUUUUCACAGGACAGUUUCGAAUCACCCAGAAGUUCGAACCGUGGCAAAUUAUACAAUUCCAAAACCACUCCAAGGAUUUCUGAAACGAAGAGUAAUCCCAGAUUUUACGAACAACGGACUUCUGAGAGAGUACAGAAUACACCGAGAAAAAGCUUUAACGAUUCUGACACGAUAAAAACAACAUACAAUCCUCAGAGAAAAAAAUACAAGGAAUACGAAAAGAACCUUCAAAAUACAAUUGAAAAUAUGGCGGAUCAAAACUCUGAACUGCUCAAACAGAACAGGGAGCUGCAGACAGAGAUAAAUAGACUGAUGGGACUGUUUAAGGAGGAGAAGAUGGCGGGUACAUUGAAGAAAGAGGCGGAAGAUAAGGAGUUGUUGGAAAUGAGAAACCAACUUCAGGGUCUGUGGAAGUUAGUCCAAACUCUUGAAACCGAGCGCAAAUAUUUAAUCAACAGAUUAGGGAGACUUGCUAACAGCCGCGUGGGGGACGACGAUGAAGGUGACAUGCAAACGUUCAUUGCUGACCUAAGUGACCUAGUAAGACCAACGGCUCUCGGGCUUCGUCUGUCGGAACUUUACAACAAUGAGUGGACUUUCGCCUAUGAAUCCAUGAUAUCCAAGGUUUUCAACGAGCGGAAGGUAGUGAUGGACCUCCUGAGCUGUAUAACGAAUAUUUACAUGAAGUGUAAAGAUAUGGCUGAAAAGCAGAGACGUAAACUCCACCGCGAGAGUAAGCUAACGGACGGGUUACUGAAUCCAGAUAUUCUUCUGGAGGUUCCAAUCCAGAUCAUAGAACUACAGCGAGAACGCGCCCUGGACGAUCUACCGGAAAUCAAACAGACAUGCAGAGAUAUAACAGCAAAUCUCAAAUCGUACCCAAAGCAAGUUAUUCGAUACCUCGACAAAUGCACAGAACUCUGUUGGUUCAUGAAUAUUCGUCAUCCACCGCUAGUGUUUGAAUGGCAGAUCCCACAGGGCAGUUUGAUUGACACAACUCGAUUCACAUUUUACACCAGAAGCGGGCGUUAUGUAGACUAUGUCGUCUGGCCCGCUUUACUUCUGACAGAAAGUGGCGCCGUGUUGUCUAAAGGGGUGGUCCAAGGACGAGGCUAGCGUAGCUUUCUUAUGAUGUCUUCGUAGCACAUCGCUCCAAUAACAGCAUGCUACUUCGCUUGAUCGAGCGUGAAUAUAAAUUUUUGAGCGAAGCUUCUCAUAAAUUUCAAUGAAACAUGUUUUAUUUCUGUUUUCAGUGACCAACCAUGUUGAAAGAAUGACAGCGUCAUCAUCCAAACAUUUAUUCAAACCAUACCGCCAAUCGUUGUGUGAAAUUUGCACGUUCGAGCAAGCGACAUGACACGCUGUUAUUGGAAUGAUAGUAAAAUGCGUCGUUAAUUAUGGCUCCCCUAUUCCAGGGGGAGACAUAUUGUUUUUGUACUGUCUGUCCGUCCGUCUGUCUGUGACAAAAUCUUGUGAACACCUCCUCCUUUAUGGCUUAUCGGAUAGACUUGAAACUUUGAACAAUGCUUCAUUUCCAUUUUUAGAUGUGCAUAUUGUCGGGAGAGGAGGAUCCUAAAGGUUAUAGUGGGUCUAAGAGGGGUGGGGGUGUUAAAAUAGCUUUCUUGUGAACACUUCUCCUCCUAUAUGGCUUAUCGGGUAGCCUUGAAACAAUGCUUCAUUCCCAUUUUUUAGAUGUGCUUGUUGUCAAGAGAGGGGGGUCCAAUUAUUUUCCUAAAAAUUAAAGUGGAUCAAAGAGGGAUGGAGGAUGUAAAAUAGCUUGUAAAAACCUCCUCCUAUAUGGCUUAUCUAAUACAAUGUAGAUUUGAAACUGUGUACAAUGCUCAUUGCCAUUUGUAGAUGUGCAUAUUGUCGGGACGGGAGGAUUCAGUUAUUUUCCUAAAAGUUAUAGUUGAUCUAAGAGGGGUGGAUGAUGUAAAAUAGCUUCUGAACACUUCUCAUUUAUGGCUUAUCCGAUAACCUUGGGACUUUGUACGAUACUUCAGUGCCAUUUGCAGCUGUGAAUAUUGUAGGGACAGGAGGAUCCAACCGUUAUUUUUAAAGUUGUAGUGGAUCUAAGAGGGUUGGAGGGUGUAAAAUAGUUUGUGAACACUUCUCCUACAUGGCUUAUUUGAGUUCAUAAUGUAUAUGUCCCUGUUCAUGUUUUCUCCUCCAUAACAUGCAGCACAUUAAGGGGAGGAGGUUUAAUUUGGAGCACAUACAAUUUGGGGAGACAUUUGUUUUUCAUAAAAACAAUCUCUAGUUUCCAUGUGAGAUAAGUACACAAAUUGCAAAAAUAAAGAAAACACUUCUGGCAGUAAGAAUAAAAUUAUGUUGUAUAUGAAGUAAUCAUACAAUAGUACCACAGACAGACGGACGGACACGAAGAUCCUAGUACUCCUCCCAGCUUUGUUAGAAGGGGAUAUAAAAAUGAAAUAAACAUGUAUGCUUUCUGUUAGCUUCUCAUAUAUUCAAUACCCUAUUUUCACAUAGUGUAUGGUUAUUCAUAAACUUGUAUU
This is a messenger RNA of Ostrea edulis (European flat oyster), 3429 nucleotides long. RefSeq lists its product as uncharacterized. The record is from RefSeq and is a predicted model, not a curated record. Lineage: Eukaryota; Metazoa; Mollusca; Bivalvia; Ostreida; Ostreidae. The transcript has 6 exons. The coding region runs from base 320 to 2029 and encodes 569 amino acids.